This is a messenger RNA of Anguilla anguilla (European eel), 1812 nucleotides long. RefSeq names its product alkaline ceramidase 1-like. Lineage: Eukaryota; Metazoa; Chordata; Actinopteri; Anguilliformes; Anguillidae. Gene Ontology annotation, molecular function: hydrolase activity, acting on carbon-nitrogen (but not peptide) bonds, in linear amides. Gene Ontology annotation, cellular component: membrane. The transcript is spliced from 7 exons. The record is from RefSeq and is a predicted model, not a curated record. Gene Ontology annotation, biological process: ceramide metabolic process. Bases 100 to 900 code for a protein of 266 amino acids.
GUGUCACCGGCACGCCCGUUUCACUUAAAAGGGAGCAUUUGUCACCCUCUAGAACUACUCAUUCUACAAGUGGCUGGAUCUUGGACUGCAGACACAGUCAUGGCAGGGAUCUUUUCCUAUGAGAGCUCGGAGGUGGACUGGUGUGAAGACAACUAUCGGCAUUCUGAGACAGUGGUUGAAUUUUUCAAUACAAUGAGCAAUCUCGUGUUCUUUGUGGUCUCCCCCAUGAUGCUUUAUCUGCUGCACCCUUAUGCCAGGGAACGAAACCUGGCCGUGCAUCUUGUUUGGAUCAUGAUGAUCUUUGUCGGUCUGUUUUCUAUGUAUUUUCAUAUGACACUGAGCCUCAUGGGGCAGUUGCUGGAUGAGCUCUCCAUUUUGUGGGUGUUAGCCGCUGGCUACUCCCUCUGGUUUCCACGUAGGCAUUUCCCCUUCUUCAUCAAGGACAGGUCACAUUUCUCCUGCGUGGUUCUAGGGAUAACAGUGAUCACCACAGUGUCCUCCUUCUUUAAGCCAGUCGCCAAUGCUUACGCUCUCAACUGCUUCGCCAUACAUGUCGUCUACUCAGUAGUGUUGGAGAUGCGCAUUUGCACAAACCCCAAGGCAUUGCGAUUGGCCCGCCAAGCUAUUGGCUUGUGGGUCCUUGCGAUCUGCUGCUGGAUCAGUGAUCGCUUCGGCUGCAGCUUCUGGCAAAAGAUGAACUUCUGCUACCUGCACGCAAUUUGGCAUAUCCUGAUUGUGAUGGCCACAGCCUAUGGAACCUCCCUGCUGUCCUACCUGGAUGCCCACUAUGAGAUCCCGUAUUCUCAGCCAGCUCUACAGUACUGGCCAUGUGAAAGCUGGGACUUAGGCCUGCCAUAUGUCGUACUCAAGGGCCCAAUCAAGACAAAGAAAUGCUGCUAGCGAACUCAUUGUGUGUGUGAGGGGGUGAUGAGAGGAAGUCACUCCUUUGUAAUUGCUGUGCAUAACCACUGAAAGUGACUUUUUUUCUUUCCUUUAACUGUUUUAUAUAUCUAUUAUAUGUUUGUGUGCUGACAGAGUUAACUCAGGAAUGGGAUUCUGAAUAGUAGUAAAUGCAUAUAUGAGUUAUUUAUUUAGUUAGUAUGUGACUGAACUACCUUGUGAGUGCUACAGAGUAGGGAUAUUCAAAUGCGGUCCCCAAGGCCAGUAGUACUGCUGGUUUUCAUUCUUCCCCUCUAAUAUAGGACUAAUUUAAACCUGGGGUGGCAGGUCAGUUCAUCUGGCCAAUCGGUGACAUUAAUUGAUCAAUUAGCUACCAGGCAGAAAAGAAAACCAACCUCAAGGGCCAAAUUUGAGUAUCCCUGCAAUAGAAAAUUCAUAUAGGAUUUAUUCCACAAUUUGCUUUGGGGCUCACAUUGGGUUUCAGUAUGAAAAAGAACUUGUUUUCUCAAUGAAGGGAACUUGUUUUCUCUGCAGUGAUGUCUCUCGUGGUUCAGAAAACUUUCCUGACCAUGCCUAUGCUGACCGUGAUUGAAAGUGUCAUGGUGUGGCUCACAAUUGGCCAUAACAUCACCCGUGGAGGAAGGUUUACAUAGGGUAUUCCCAACUCAUGAUGAGUAGUAACUUCUAUAGAUGACGAGGCACGUCCAGUCUGCCUCAGUCUUCAGCCACAGAAGAUGUACAGCCCUCCAGCACUGUGGCAAGGCAGCUCAACUGGUGCUCUGCAGAGUGAAAAGAAGUGGUAUAUCUGACUGUUCAUGUUUCAGAGGAUGUGCAUACAAACCUCUUAUCUUUGGAAGGGGCAGGGGAUUGUUGCAGUAAUGGGAAGAUCCUUGUUUAUUAUUAUUAUUAUUA